This is a messenger RNA of Anopheles merus, 2947 nucleotides long. Its product is annotated as transmembrane protease serine 9-like. The record is from RefSeq and is a predicted model, not a curated record. Gene Ontology annotation, biological process: proteolysis. Gene Ontology annotation, molecular function: serine-type endopeptidase activity. Bases 47 to 2068 code for a protein of 673 amino acids. The transcript has 2 exons. Lineage: Eukaryota; Metazoa; Arthropoda; Insecta; Diptera; Culicidae.
CGCCGGGAUUAUCAUCUUCCCGGCAGCCGCACUAUCAGUCGCUGCGAUGGGUGUACCGCGAUCGGUUCGUUUGCUGCCAAUUCUCCCACUGGUUGCGGUGUGUUGCGGGCCUGUGUUGGGUGCUUUGAACUGUAGUCGUACGUACGACAGCAACGUCCAGUGUGGGCUGCCCGUCCUGCAUCCUUCGGCGCUGCCGAAGCAACCGUCCGAGGCGCUGCGGGGCGAGUUCCCGUGGCACGUUGCCAUCUACCAGAUCGAGUACCGCAUCCCGGUGUAUAGCUGUGGCGGUUCGCUGGUCAGCAAUCGGUACGUGCUGACGGCGGCACACUGCGUCGUGAACUCCAACAACGGGUACACCCUCAGCCCGGACAGCUUCCUGCUGCAGGUGGGCUACCACGAGCUGGGCCUGGUGGUGGAGGGCUGCUCGCAAGAGCGCGGUGUGAGGCGCGUUUACGUACAUCCGGAGUUCCGCACGGGGACGUAUAGGCAUGAUUUAGCGCUGCUGGAGCUCGAACGUCCCGUACGGUUUAACGACCGUGUGCUACCGGUGUGUCUCGACACGGAGGAGGACGAUCCGGUCUCGUUCUACCGUCAGAUCGGCAAAGUGCCCGGCUGGGGCUACACAGAGUUCGACGAGGUGUCCACCUGUCUGCGCAUGACGGAAGUGCCGACCGUCAACUAUACCCGCUGUCUGGCCAGCAACCCGGAGGUGUUCUCGAACACCAUCUACGACGGGAUGUUUUGCGCCGGGUACGCCAAUGGGACGAACGUGUGCAAUGGUGAUUCGGGCGGCGGGUUCGUAACGUUCCGGCAGGGACGCUGGGAGCUGCAGGGGAUCGUUUCGUUUACUGCGCUGCGUGACGCCGAAAUGGCCGUGUGUGAUACGAAGCAGUACGCGGCGUUUGUGAAGCUGCGGUACUACCGUGGCUGGAUUGGCAGCGUGCUGGAUGGGUCGUGGCAGUGGCCCAAGAGUGACAAGUUGGUACAGCUGGAUGGUGAUGGGCAGCCCGGGAUGCAGCCGGAGAUGCCUACCGAUUGUGGCAAGCGCAGGAUCACCACGAUGCCACUGAUCGUGAACGGGGUGCGCAGUGUGGCCGGUGAGUGGCCGUGGCAUGCGGCCGUCUUUGCGGUGUCGAAACGGUCGCGCGAGUACCGCUGCGGUGGGACGCUUGUCAGCCAGCGGUACAUCUUGACGGCGGCAAGCUGUGCGGCCGAUUGGCACCACCGGAAGCGCCCGUACGUCGUGCAGCUCGGCCAGCAUCAGCUGUGGGAAAGCUCACUCACCGGGCGGGAGGUACGCGUGCUGGGGGUGGAGAGUAGUGGCGAUAGUACGCUGGCGCUGCUGAAGCUCGAGGUGAGCGUGGAGUACGAUGACUACAUACAGCCGAUCUGUUUGCCAUCUGCGGUGCCUGCGCGCAAUCAAACCGAUGCCGUCGGUGAGCGGAUCGGGCUUAUUGCCGGGUACGGGCAGACCGAUCCGGACGGGGACCCAUCGGCGUACCUGCAGGCGGCCCUGAUGCCCAUCGUGGACAGUGGGCUGUGUGUGAUCUAUCGGAUCUUUGACAAGCACGAGGAGCACAGGAUGUUUUGUGCAGGGCACGGCAAUGGAACUAACGCCUGCCGGGGCGAUCAAGGCGGUGGCUUCUACGAGGUAUCACCGCAGGGCGUCUGGACACUUACCGGCGUCAUCGGCAAGAUCAAUCUCUACCGCAAGCGGUGCGAUCCGUACGGGUACGUAGGGCUGGCCAAUGUGCUGCACUAUCUCGAGUGGAUAGCGGACAGGGUGCGGAGUGCGCUGGCGGGAGCCGUACCGGACACGGUACAGCCACCGGCAGGGCCGAACGGGCAUCACUCCAAGGGAUGUCGACGUAAGCAUCAUCAUCGUCAUCAUGGAUCGCACAAGCGAAAGGGCGGUGGCUCGCGGGAAAGCGGAUCUAGCGAGGACAGUAACGAAAGCCGCGAACGCUCCAUCACCUCGUCGGUCAAGAACGUGAUGCAGGCGAAGGUGGACCUGGUGAAAGAUAUACACGGUGCGGCGGGUUCUACGGUUAAGAAAAUUUUCGGUUAAAUAAAACAAAAAGCUGCGUUCCUAUCCCACACUUUUUGGGUGCAGAUUCCCAAAAAAAACCUUAAACCCAAUUCUCCAAAACGGCUCUCGAAGAAUGGGGCUAUCACCACAGCAGGAAGAAAAUUGUGCAAAUUGUAAAGUCGCUUGCGCUUCCUUCUUUAAACAAACCGCAACUCCAGUGCAAAAUAAACAACAUGGGAGUCUCAACAAGCCCCCAAAACUGCCGGGAAUGAUGAUCUCCAGUAGGGGCCCAGGCCCUAGCCCCGGUACCGCAAUUAUGGGUCGUUAACUCGCGUUUCGUCAAGUGGGGAGGCUUUUGUUUUCGUUCCGUUCUGUUCGAGCGCACGGUGGAUGUUUUUUGGGGAGGGAGGCCCGCGUUUGAAGUGUUCCGGUGGUCUCACCAACCAACAAGUGCACGCGAUGUGUGUGUGUGUGUUGGUAAGUCCAACCGAUGUUUUUUUUCAGCUUCAUCCAGUUUAGGGGUAGCAGGUGGUUCCACACAAAUCGGACUGAAGCUUGUUACUCGGCAUGUCUCUGUAAAUUCUCUGCUUGCCAGCACUGGAUUUCUUGCGGCAAGAUUAUGCUUCAUUUUGAUGCAGCUUGUAAGCCACCAGAGCCCGUCCAUAACUAACGUAACGCAGAUGUUAAUACAAGAAUACAAUAAAGCUGUAAAAUUUAUUACAAGCUCCCUUACUAAUUCCUAGACCCUCUGUAUACUUCCCUGUUGUCAUGUUAUUCAGAUAUUUGCACUCGAUUGCCGGGACUCUGAAACAUCUCUUUUACACCGUAUUUUACGUGACGAAUAAUUUUAUAUUAUUUUUAUGAUUUAUGAUCAACCGAAUUAAUUCACUAUAACUGAUUAUUUUAAGCAAUAAAAAC